AUACUUUCAUAAGUGAUUUCGUAAAUUCACCAACACGUUUUCACUGGACAUUAGGUAGAAACUAGAUGCAAGAGAAACUGGGUGAGAGGAUCUUUGUCAACAUUCUGGGGUUAACUUUCUUGAAGUUUCAUGUAAAAAGGGAUUCGAUCAUAGAAACAUGUCGGGUUUGACACCCUCAGGGGUAUACAAGAGGAGGGAACCAACAUAUGACAGCUACUACUCUGACAAGAAAGCUACUACAUUAGAUGUAGUACAUGUAAACCUAGCAUUUGAUGCAACUGAAGAUGAUGUUAAUGCUGACAAUGCUAUGAAUGGUCACACAUCAAGUGAAGUAGAUACUACAGGAAAACACAUACAUGUGGCUACUACUGAUGCUGACAUUAGUGCACCAAUAAAACACAAAGAUGAUACACAGUCAGAAACAAGUGAAUCUAAUUGCUGCAUUUCAGCUAUUGGUCGCACACAAGGAACACUGCAAAAUUUCUAUGCAUCAUAUGAAACACAAAUAUUGGGAUGCUUCGGAAUUCUUCUCCUUCUUGGUUAUGCAGGUUAUUUUGGCUAUGCUAUGUAUUACAAGUUCGGUGAUGAAGGCUCUAUAAGACUCCUUGUCAUCACAUCAUUUGCAGUUUUCUGUACAGUCUGCUCUAUAAUAAAAACACAUUUUGGAGAUAACAUUUAUACUGGAUGCAUAGAACCAGUUGUCGUGUUUCUGAGAAGAUACUGGAAAUACUUAAAAUGGUUAGGGGUGUUUAUCAUAACUGGUGGAUUUAUAGCAUACAUUAUAGCAGAUAUAGCUUUGAAGUUUCCGGGCAACCUCAUCUCUCUCAGUGGAAUUAUAGUUUUCAUCUCACUCCUCUAUCUCUUCUCCAACAAUCCCAGUAAAGUGAAAUGGAGACCUGUGUUCAUGGGUAUGACUCUACAAUUGGUGUUUGGGCUCCUGAUCAUACGCACAUCAUUUGGCUGCCAGGCAUUUACCUGGCUCGGCUCUCGAGUGAGCGAGUUUCUUGCACAUACAGAUGCUGGCUCAAAGUUCGUGUUUGGUGACACUUUUGAGGAACAUCUAUUUGCAAUGAAGCUUCUGCCCAUCGUGAUCUUCUUCAGUUGCAUUAUCUCCGUGCUUUACCACCUUGGGUUCAUGCAGCUGAUCACUGAGAAGGUUGCCUGGGUGAUGCAGAUAACCAUGGGAACCACAGCAGGGGAGUCUGUCAAUGCUGCAGGAAAUAUCUUUCUUGCAAUGACAGAGGCUCCCUUGUUAAUCAGGCCAUUGUUAAAGGACAUGACAAAGUCUGAGUUACACGCUGUUAUGACUGCAGGUUUUGCCACAAUAGCUGGUAGUGGAAUUGCCACUUUAAUUGUACUAGGUGUCCCAGCCAACCACUUGCUAUCUGCAUCAGUAAUGUCUGCCCCAGGAGCCCUGGCAACAUCAAAGCUGUUCUAUCCAGAAGAAGAAACAUCAAAGACAACUGUUGCAAAUAUACAAGCAAUGGGGAAAAGCACACACACCAACAUCAUAGAGGCUGCAUCAAGUGGGGCUUCUUCCUCUAUAAAGGUGGUCGCUAACAUUGCAGCAAACCUGAUAGCCUUCCUUGCAAUGCUGGCAUUUAUUAAUGCAACUCUAGCAUGGCUAGGUGCCAGAGUGGGACUUGAACCACCACUGUAUCCGACACUUACAUUUCAGUUCAUCAUGUCCUAUUUGUUGUGGCCCGCUGCAUUCCUGAUGGGAGUGCGCUGGCAAGACUGUCGGACUGUCGCCCAGCUGAUUGGUAUAAAGACAUUCCUAAAUGAGUUUGUGGCAUAUACUGAUCUUGGUCAGAUCAUAAAGAAUAGGAAAACCUUCGAGAACUAUACAUCCAUGUACAACCACACCAGUGUAGAAUACAUGCCAAAUGGGGAAAUCUUUCUUGGAAAUACAAACAGCACUUUGGUCGGUGGAAUGAUAGAGCCAAGGUCUGAGGUCAUUUCAACCUAUGCAUUAUGUGGCUUCUCAAACAUUGGAUCUAUUGGUAUAUUACUGGGAGGCUUAGGGGCAAUGGUACCAGAGAAGAGGGGAGAGAUUUCCAAGAUGGCAGUCAGGGCUAUGAUUGCUGGAAUGACCACUGACUUUCUCACAGCUUCCAUUGCAGGACUGCUUUACCAAGGUGGUUCAUCAAGCUGCUAGGUUAAGUGGGAUCAAAUAUAUGUUCUCAACAGUAAAUAGAUAUACACCAUACCGUGAUUCUGAACUGCAGCAUCUACACCUAUACCAAUUGAUAUGGACUCACAAUAAAAGACUCACAAAGAUACAGCAGUAAUGAUAAAUAUUGAGUAAGCUCAGUACGGUGAUGAUAACAUUAAGGUGGACCUGUAUUACAUGGUAUUUUUACAUAACGUUACAUGUUAAUGGUUGAAUACUCUUUAUAUUUGGCCUACCUUAAGAAGACUUAAAAUACAUUACUACAAUAUACCCAAAUGAAAGAGCAACUAUUUAGAGACUAAAACUCCAGAAAAAGAGUUUUAAAUGAAAAAAUAUCCAGACUUUAAAGCUAUAAUUAUUAAUCAACAUUAGUAAUGUAACGGUAACUACCUACAGAAGUAAGUUCCAAUCAUGGACUCAGUGAACUUGGCAUUAACUGAAGUACUUGUUAUAUAUUUAUACUACUUGAUAGUUUACAUAUUACUAGAACCAUACUUGACCCUACUAACAGUCAUUGAUAAAUGUUCUCAACAAGAGA
Molecule: messenger RNA, 2711 nt
Organism: Owenia fusiformis
Lineage: Eukaryota; Metazoa; Annelida; Polychaeta; Sabellida; Oweniidae
Source: the annotation of a GenBank genome assembly